AUGGCCCAACACGGGUUUGGCCACUUCGCUACCGCCCCUAACGGUGGCAAUAUCGACCCCAAUGACCUCGCCAUGAAUGGCGGAUACUCUCCAUCCUUCGCCAAUGCCAACAACUUCAACUCUGCCUCCAGUAACGCCCCGAACGGUUACUCCAGCGGCAACGCAGUCUUUGGCGACGAUGAACUGUUAGAUGGCCUUGCCAGUCCUUCCGACGGCCAGGCAGGCAUGCAUGGUCAAAGCCAAGAUUACAGCAAUAUGAACAUGGCCUUCAGCCAAAACGCUUUCCAGUCGCACAGAGGCUCCGGCUUACAGAUCGACCCUGCUCAAAUGAACGGCUACUCGCAGACACCGGACGGUGACCCCAUCCAGAGCCCAUAUGCUACGGGCUUCACAGCUCAAUUCCGUCAGAUGCAGAACAACCACUCCCUUGGUGGCUCAUUACAUUCUCCCAUGUCCUACACGGGCUCGCCGCUGGCUGCAGGCGAGAUGGGUGCUGACGGAAAUGACCCCAAUUUUCUCAAGGCCAGAGCCAGAAUGUCCCAGCAGAUGCAACGCAAAGCCUCGAGCAACCGCAGCCCAAUGACGCCCAAGACCAAUAGCAUUCACGGUAUUCCCAUCGGCUCCCAGGAUUCGCCCGGAUUUGGCCCACAAGCCAUGCGGCCAUCGGGCAGCCAUGAGAAGUCGCCAUCAGGACAAUGGGUCAACACUCCCGCUGGCAGCAUCCCUGCCUCAUAUAAUUCCGGCUUCUCUUCACCUAUGCAGCAGGGGAUGGUGCCCAUAAAUGAGGUCAUGCUCAAGGGAGGCACGUCGAUGCCAACCAAGCUAGGUGUGAACCCCAAUGCUGUCUCCUCCCAGGAGAUGAAGCGAAAGCGCCGUCGAGAGUCUCAUAAUCUCGUUGAGCGUCGCCGCCGAGACAACAUCAACGAAAGAAUUCAGGAUCUUAGCAAGCUUGUUCCCGCUCACCGCCUCGAAGAUGAGAAGAUCCGCAAGUUAAUCCAAAAUGGUACACCCUUGUCUCCCACUUUGACUGGCAUGUCCAACCCUUCCCAGGCCACUUCGGGCUUGGCUGGUCCUGGUGCACGACGUGCUGCUGGUAGCAAUGCCGGCAACAUCACCACUGGUCUGCCUAUUGAGGAGAAGGACAAGGGUCCCAACAAGGGCGACAUUCUCAACGGCGCCGUCAGCUGGACACGCGACCUGAUGUGGAUGUUGCACCUCAAACUGCAACAGCAAGAGGAACUCAUGAACCAGAUCGCGGAGCUGGGCGGUCAUUUUCCCUUCGAGCUGACGGAUGAUGAGAGACGUAUGCAGACUGAGCUGAUGGAGGCCAUCUCCAGGAGCGAUGCAGCCACCUUUUCUUAUUCACGAACUGCUGGCUCUGGCCUCCGGGUGCCUAGCCACACUGACUAUCGUGGUGACCCUGUAAAUAGCCUGGCCGCCAACCUCGAUGCCAUUGGCAUAACACCCAACGAAAAUGGCACCACGACUAUGGCUUCAGACAUCAAUGACACUGCGCAGUUCUGGAAUGAUCCUGAUGAUGACGGCAGCGGCCACGCCUCCCUGGAUUUUAAGGAGGAUGAUGAAUACGACAUGGACCUUAACUAA
Molecule: messenger RNA, 1605 nt
Organism: Metarhizium brunneum ARSEF 3297
Lineage: Eukaryota; Fungi; Ascomycota; Sordariomycetes; Hypocreales; Clavicipitaceae
Biological process (GO): regulation of transcription by RNA polymerase II
Molecular function (GO): protein dimerization activity; RNA polymerase II cis-regulatory region sequence-specific DNA binding; DNA-binding transcription factor activity, RNA polymerase II-specific
Source: RefSeq, a predicted model, not a curated record